Molecule: messenger RNA, 4476 nt
Organism: Meleagris gallopavo (turkey)
Lineage: Eukaryota; Metazoa; Chordata; Aves; Galliformes; Phasianidae
Source: RefSeq, a predicted model, not a curated record
AUUUUGUGGUAGCUGUCUUGCAUUCCUAAAUCGAAGCCUGUCAGGCUCCCAAACCAGCUUGCUGGCUGUUUCGCCGAAUACACGGGGUGACUUGCUUAUAGCACUUCAGAGUUUUCUGAGUAAGGUAGAAAAGUGAAGGUGAAACAAAAUUCUGCACCACUUUUCUUUAUGAGAAAAGAUUUUGUCUUUCUUCUCAGUAUUGUAUUUGAAACAAAUGUUUAUCCGUUAUUUAUAGUCAGUGUGCUAGUAUAUCACAACAGUCGGCAGGAACGUUCGUUCCCUGGGCUAAUCUUAAUCUUCAGUUUACUCUCCCAACUGAAUGCUUCUGAUGUGAGGCUUCUUGACAGGAAGCAUGACCUCACUCUGCCUCUGUGCUUCUGAUUGCAUGGGCUGUUUUCAAAAGGAAACAAGGGACUUCACAGCCCUGCCCUUCCAAAAACUCAGUACAGUUCUGCUCCAGGAAGCUGCAGAAACCUACACACACGUCUCAAAGGCUCUGGUGGUGAUGAGAAACUUUUUGGCAUACAUUUUUUCAUUGUGAAAUGGAUUUUCCAGGCAAUCCACAUUAUUUGUUGUUCCCGAGUGUAUGAACCAGUCCUUUUCAAGAUGUACGAAAUGUCACAUGUUACAUCAACACCACGAGGAAGUUCAACAGCGCAUGAUGGAGAACACAGGCACAGUCUCUCAGAACAUAUUUAUCAAAGUUAUGCUUGCACCUUUCUCAAUGAUGGCACUGCCUACAGGUGCUGUUCCACAAGCCCUUCGAGAGGCUCCCUCUUCACAUGUCGCCGCAGCCCUCGGCUGCUUUCCAAUGGUUAUUACAUUUUGACAGAAGACAGCUUUCUGUCUGAUGAAGAUGGCAACAUAACACUGUCACCAUCCCAGACAAGCGUUACCUAUAAAGAAAACUUAGUUCGGAUAUUCCGACAAAGGAAGAAAAUGAGACGCUCUCUUGCCAGCUUGUUCAGUCUCAGUGCCUCCAGCCAGUGGCUUAGCAGCACCAUUCUCAACACUAUGGAUUCCUCCCAUGUAGACGAUCCUUGGCCUGACAAAUGCAGUGAACUACAGGCCAGUCAGACUGAUACUGACAAUUCAGACUUUUCUUGUGAAUAUAACAUCUUAGUGCCACAAGGGCAAAUUCCAGCAUCUAUUGGAGCCUCUCUUACCAAAGAUGAGGAGUUUAUUGAGCCCGGGAAAUCACUGUUUGCCUCACCAUCCUGCUCUCCGUUUAUGAUAGAUGGAAAUGAAGAUACACUGAACAAGUCAGAAUCCAAUUCAGUGCCAAAUUUUCUAGCUCAGAUCGCUGCACUGAUGGUGUGCUUAAUCAUUUCAGUAUGUACAAGGUAUUUUCUGGGAGGAUUGUCUGCCAUUUUGUUCUUGAUAAUUUUAGUCUUUCUUGUGUCCCAAGAUGCUGCUCUGUCAUCUUUCUUCAGUUUUGUCACAUCUUUCAAAACAACAAAGUUUGGAAUAAUUGAAAAGAAAGAAUAGUUGUGUGGAUAAAACAGCCUUGUUCAUCAGUUCCUGGAUGAGUCCAUUCAACUUCUGAGAUCUAAAGGCGGCUGCACAGCUGCAGAUGUAACAUGGAAAACCUUUGAGAAAGUCAUCAGAAGGAGGAGGCUCAUCCUGAGAACAAAGGUUUUCAGAACUUCGUGCAGGCACUUGAUCACUCUGCACAGUAUGAAAGUCAGUGAUGAAAAAUACAACCUACUCAUCCACAGACAAGCAGUGGACAGUAGAUAUGGCACUUCUCACAGUCAGUGGGAUAGUUUAUACAAGGGCUACAACACCAUAGCUUCAAAGCUGAUUUUUAUUUUAAUCAAUAUUAUCCAAAGCAGGCACUGUAGGAUGGAGUGGUGCUGCUUCCAGCAUUUCAAAACAAGCUCUCCUCUUGCCUUGUACAGAAACUUAAAGGCAGAGCAGUUAGUUCUGUGGAUUCUAUUAUCAGCUCACUGACUCUUUUCAUUUUUCUGCCUCCUCAGCUCUUUAGUACUGGACUACUAGAAACCUCCUUAUGGGCACCGUUACACAAGUUUCUAUGGAAAAAAAUAACAAUUGUUUGUGUUUUUCCUUUAAAAUACAAACUAUUUAAGCUUUAUUUUUAUUUUAUUUUAUUCUGUGUGAUGUCACAUUUCUUGGUGAUCAUCUGCAAGCAGUCAUGCAAAACCAGAGACCUCUAGUCUCUUAUGUCAAUGAGGUACUACAUAAAGAUGGAGUCCUGUAAGCACUCUGAUGGUGGACUGAUUGUAAAAGUGUUUAGCAAUCCUCAAUAAUUUUGCAUUUGGUAAGCAACUGAUAUCUUCAAAUGCUUUGUUUAUAUUAAUUUAUUGUAAUAAUAUGCUGCUAAAGACAGUUGGUUUGGAUAGAGACUUAGUACCUGUAGUAACAUAUUCAGAAGCAUUAUUGUAUUAUGCACAUUUCCUUUUGGCUAUCAUACCAUUAUCCUGAGCACCAUAAAAAGAGAGAAAAGGAAGAAGGAAAUGUAAGAAAACAUAAACAUUAGUGAAAUUAGUGCCUAAUUAUUAGAAGGAAAGGACUCUUCAGAAAACUAGCAAUCAGAAUGUGGAAAAGCAAUGAUGAAAUUCAUUAAAUAUUGAAAUUCUACCUGGAUUUAGAUAGAAAAAUAUGUAAUACAAUACCUGCAGCUAUUAACUGUGCUUUGGAAACAUUGAGCCUGAUUUUUCAAGUUGGAUCUUUGUCACCACAGAGACUAAAUCAUAUACAGAUCUUGUGGGCAACCAAAAGCUGCUAUCUUGUGACUCCAAGCAUUUAAUAACCUGCUUCUUCAAAUAUCUCCCUUUAUGCCAGUUUAGCUAGGACGGCAUGGGUUUCAUGUUCCUAUGCAACAGAAUGAUGAUACGUGAGCAUGCUGUUGCCCACCACAACUAGUGUUGCUUCUCAUCUGCUUGUCCUCUGCUGUGCUGAAAGUGACGUUAGCAUAGCCCAGCUGGCACAUCAGAUGUGAGAUAGUGACUGUGGAAGGAGUAUUGCCAAUAGAGUACAAUCAGGUUGGUAGGCACAAUGACUGCGAUUUCAAAACUGCAGCAGAAAAACAUACAAUAAGGGUGCUGGUAGAGGAAUCAACAAAACUCCGCUGUCUUUCCAACUCUGCCUAAGUCAAGAUCAAGCACACUAUAGCUGUAUUUCUAGCACCGAAAAUCCAAAGAAGUGUGGCAAUGAACAAAGUGUAAAUCCAGUAAUUUAAUACGUACAUUUCUCUUUCAAAUGGUAAAUAAAUAUAUGCUGGUUAUAUUUUGAAGUGAAGCAUAAAGAGCUCAAGCGGGGAAAUUUCAUCCAAAUUCAAAUUUUUGGACAGUAAUUUACAUUUGCUGAGUGCAUUACAUUGAUCUUUUGUGAGUGGAGAUUGUCUAAUGUAGCAAGACCUAGCUUUAUAGUUGCAAUAAAAGGUGAACUUUUUUUUUUCUUAAGACUUAUGCAUUGUGUAGGUAGCUAGUACAGUAUUAAAAUACUUAUUCUCAUAUUUAUUUAUACUUACUGCACUUAAGUACUUCAGUCCAUUUUAUUCUGCUUUAUUUUCUUUAACUAUAGAGACAACUGAGGGUAUCACUGCAUAUUAUUUAUAAAUAUUUUUUGUUAGCAAUUUUAUUUUUAGUUCUAUCAGGUCUUUUACUAAAUACAUUUAAAAAGAAAAGAUUGAAAGAUCUUUUAUGUUUAAAUAAUUUCCUGAAAGAAUAAACUGGAAAAAUAACAUCCUGUACUGGUAGAAAAGUCUAGGACUGCAACUACUCUCUGCAACUACUAGUUACAGAAGUGAUAUGCUGAAAAGCAGGAAAGCUUAAGCUCAUUGUAAAUUAGUGGAGAUACAAGAGCAAGUGAAGAAAAAGUUGAUGUAGCUUGCCAAAAAUUUGGUGUAGCAUGAACUGCUGUACUCUGUCUAUGAAAAAAUAUAAGCUGUAAACUACAAGUGUUCUGAUCAGGAGAGGGGGAAGUUCUGAAACAAUUUUGCAAUCGAAGUUCGAGGACUAAAAAUAAGAUGUGUGGGAUCUGCUAAGAAAUGCCCUCGACAAUAUUCAUCAGGGUUGAAUUAACAAAGUUCUGUUCAGUUAUGAGACUGCUUAUGUUUCGACUGUUCCCUUUCAUAUAUUCCAAUGGACAGAAAAGUAAUUCAGGAAAGCAGUUCCCUGAAAAGAAGUACAGCAGUAUGGUAUGUUCAAUCCUAUCAAAAGAUAAACUGAAUCCAAAAUUUAUCUGAUGAAAAACUGAAGAAAACGUUUUCAACAUUUCUAGCCUAAUGUUUAAACCCAGGCUGUCAGAGAUAAUUAGAAUUUGCAACUUCUGCUAACUAGAGAAUCAAGCCUGGGAUAAUUCUGAACUGUAAUUCUAGUAAAAUCGAACUGUUUUUAAUUUAAUUUAACAGAUGCAUCUACAACAGAGAGGACCACUACAAUUUUAUUUUUGUCCUCAGUGAUUAAAUCCUUAUUCAGCUUUAGUAUAGCACCUUAUUUAAAAAAAAAAAAA